GUCGGCGAUCGCCGCGAGCCUUCGAGAGCAGCGGUCGCGGAGGAGGCGGCGGCGGCGGCACCGGCUCGGACCUGCAGCGCGCGCGCAUCCCCGGGCGCCCUGCACCGCGACGAGCUCCGCGGGCCGCGGGAGCCUGGACAGGAGUGGACAAAGCAAGAUGGCAGGGAUCUUAGCCUGGUUCUGGAACGAGAGGUUUUGGCUUCCGCACAAUGUCACCUGGGCGGACUUGAAGAACACGGAGGAAGCCAACUUCCCGCAGGCUGAGGACCUCUAUCUCGCCUUCCCCCUGGCCUUCUGCAUCUUCAUGGUGCGGCUCCUCUUCGAGAGGUUUGUAGCCAAACCGUGUGCGAUAGCCCUCAACAUUCAGGCCAGUGGACCCCAGGUUGCCCAGCCCAAUGCCAUUCUGGAGAAGGUCUUCACUGCCAUCACCAAGCAUCCUGAUGAGAAGAGAUUGGAAGGCCUCUCCAAGCAGCUGGACUGGGACGUUCGCAGCAUUCAGCGCUGGUUUAGACAAAGACGCAACCAGGAGAAGCCAAGCACACUGACGAGGUUCUGUGAGAGCAUGUGGAGAUUUUCAUUUUACCUUUACGUAUUUACCUAUGGAGUCCGGUUCCUGAAAAAGACACCCUGGUUGUGGAAUACAAGGCACUGCUGGUACAACUACCCCUAUCAGCCACUCACAACUGACCUUCACUACUAUUAUAUCCUGGAGCUCUCGUUUUAUUGGUCUUUAAUGUUUUCCCAGUUCACUGACAUCAAAAGAAAGGACUUCGGCAUUAUGUUCCUGCAUCACUUGGUGUCUAUUUUCUUGAUUACCUUUUCAUAUGUCAACAACAUGGCCCGAAUAGGGACCCUGGUUCUCUGUCUUCAUGAUUCAGCAGAUGCUCUUCUGGAGGCUGCCAAAAUGGCAAAUUAUGCCAAGUUUCAGAAAAUGUGUGAUCUCCUGUUUGUUAUGUUCGCCAUGGUUUUCAUCACCACGCGACUGGGUAUAUUUCCUCUCUGGGUGUUAAAUUCCACGCUAUUUGAAAGUUGGGAGAUUGUUGGACCUUAUCCUUCCUGGUGGGUUUUUAACCUACUGCUGUUGCUGAUACAAGGCUUGAACUGCUUCUGGUCUUACUUGAUCGUAAAAAUAGCUUGCAAAGCUAUUUCAAGAGGCAAGGCUGGGAAGUGGAACCCUUUACAUGUGUCCAAGGAUGAUCGAAGUGAUAUUGAAUCUAGCUCAGAUGAGGAGGACUCGGAAGAAACUCCAAGGAAGAAACCCCACACUGCAACCACCACCAAUGGAACCAGCGGUACCAAUGGCUAUCUCCUGACCGGCCCUUGCUCCCUGGAUGAUUAAUUACUCAAAACUACAAGUCCAGAACAAAGUGAACUGUUUGUUCCUGGAAGUAUUUAAUAAGUUGCAAAUGCAGUUCCUUUCAUAAUAUCUCAGCACCAGAAACAAAAAUUAGGAUUAUCCAAGCAUUUUGACUAGUGCACUGCCAUAUGUCCCGUCUGUGAAUGAAGAAGAAUUACCAUUCUCUAUAUGUAGGCAUGCUGUAUUUGUAAUUGACACAAGGGAACAGUAUUUGCAUUUGUAUUGUGUUAGAAUAUUAUUUAUUUUUUGUAUUUGUUUAUAAAUCUGUGGACAAAAGGAGGUUUCCUCUUUCCUUUUACUCCCUGGGCUCGUGACAGUGAGGAAGAUGCUCCAUCUGCUUCGACCCCUUUCUCCUGCUGCAGCCCCAUUUGCUAGGAGCACCCGCUUAACUUGUCUUAGGGCAAGCAAAACCCAGUGCAAGAUUCCCCUACCGCUCCACAUAGGUUUGCUUUCUUUGUGUCAGUGCCUGGUCGCAGUGACCAUUCCCCUAGCAUAUAGUGUAAACAGGGCAGGGUUUUUGUUGUCACUCUUCCUGGUCAUUUAGCAGUUUAAAUGAAAGAGCAUCGUCGUUGGAGGGCUUUUUAAAAAUUGUUUUGUAUUAGAUGGCUUUGGAAUAGACUUCAUCUCUUGUGUGCACAGCCAAGAUUUCUUCAGUGAGUGUGGUAGCUAGUUGGAGAUUCACCUUGUAGGUUACAGAGAUCUUUUUAUUCUGUUAUGAGGUCAGAGCCCUGGCUCUGGAGGAAGACAUUGCUGAAGGUCACAGUCACAGAGAAACCACUCUCACUCUCUGGAAUUAGUCUCAUGAUCUGAGAAUAGCAUAGAGAGAGCAGCUGAUCACAACCAGAUUCUACCAUUGCCCCUGUGUCAUGUCAUGAAAAAGAGAAAUCGAGUAUAUUUUGGAGCAGAAAAAAAGAGAGUUAAAAGAGUUGGCAAAGGUCACCUCUGGUGCAAAGCACUUUAUUGCAUCUGCUUUCAAAGAAAGUGCCGUAUCUAGUAUUUGAAUUUGAAGUUUUAUUUUUCUGAGCAAAAUAAAGCCAAUGGGAGAAAGACUCUUUCACCCUUCGUCUUUUCUCCCCAACAUAACUCAGAAAGACUUGCCUAUUACUAGAGGAGCAUUGCACUUUCAUUUGCUUCUUUGAAGAUUUGUUCAAUUUACAGGCAUUUUUUACUCAAACGAAACUAUUGCCAGAAAAACAAAAUUCGACGAGAAUGACGAUAUUGGCAAAGAGAAAGACUACUGAAAAAUACAUUUCCAUAGUCUCCUACAUGGCAGUGUUAUUUAUGUAUAGGUAAGAAAACCAUACACACAAACCAAAGACUUUAUCUCCUUCCUUCCAACUUUUAGUAAGGGAAUAAAAAGGUCUCACAAAUACCUGCUUUAUAAAUCAAAAAGACCAUCAUGUAAAACGAGAGUUGAAAAGCACAGUGCAGUGACAUAAAUGUGUGAAUCAGGCAUAGUGCAGACAGCAGCAAAAUACUAGCGAGUGUAUGCGCUGCUCAGAGCCAUUCACAUUCAGUCCCAUUUUUUGAAAAAAUAAUAAAUAAAUAAAGCUUUGUGCUCACAAUUUACGAUCUAGUUAAAAGAAUGCUCACAAACAAUAACCUCACACGGUAAUAUUAAAUCUUCCCCCGCCUUGUUACAAACUAGUAUGUUUCUUGUUUGGUCCAUAGCAGUAACUGCAGAGGCUUGGAAAUAUGUCUGCCUGUUUAUUGAAACACCAUGCAACCGACUCUUCAUGUAAAACCUUACUGUUCACAAAACAAGGAUAUGCUUAGGAGUGUAAUUUGGGGAUGGUUUGAUUUUAUAAGGCCAAUAUAAAGUGUCAAAAGUACUUCUGAACAUCUGCUAAGAUGCAGAUAAAUAAAAAGUAACAGCAAGCAUGUUAGGGCUGAAAAUUUUUGAGAAGGUGAAAAUUUAUGUUCUUAAAAACUAAAAUACGGCAGAGAAGAGUGGAUUGUAGCUUGCUUUAGUGUGCAGAGCAAGUCUCCGUGGGUGAAAUAAACCAGAGAACCACAGUGUGUUCAAACUGGGAACAUCUGACACUCUUGAGCACAAAAGAACAAUUUCAAAAGAUCAGCUUACACAUUAUUAAGGAAGAGUUGCAUACCCUGAAGUAAAUUGAGUCUAUCCUUAGCAAAGACAAACCUAAACAAUCUUUUGUUUUUUCCAAAAGUCGUUUAGAAGGAGGACUGGGAAUACUUGGAGCCUCUCUGACUGAUGGCAUCAGUUUAACCAAGUCCUUAAUAGAUCUACAGAUUUUCAUUUCAUUUUACAUUUUAGGGCAAAGAGUUCUUUUUGACUAAUCAAAAUGGUGUUUGUAGGCCUCUUGAGGUGAAGAAUAAUAUAUCUCUGUCUACUGCUCUCCCAUGGUGGCCUGAUAAGACUGAGAGAGAAAAAUGUCCUCUACUUGUGCCAGGCCAUAGUUCUGGAAGUGUAUUCUGUAAACUCAACUGUAGGUUAGUGAGAGUGUUGUUUCCAUUAAUUAACUUAGCCAAUGUUGAUAUCUCCUUCCUCCUGGUCACAUUCAAACUUUCCCAGGGUACUAAGGGUAUGUAGGAAGGACUCUAGAAAAAAUAUACUUUAUUCUCUAAUGUUAUAUAGCUCUUCUAGAUCUCUUAGUGAGGGAAAAAGUAGAAAAUUGAGUAGAAUUUUGGCCUUGGGUCAAUAAAUGGUAUCAAUGUGUGAUCUAUGUAUGUAUAUGUAUGUUUUUAAAAAUGUGAUAAAACCAAAAUAUCACUAAUUCAUUCUUAUCCAUAUUCUUUUCAUAAAAACCAUUCACUAUGUACAAUUGAAACUUCCUGCCUCUCAACUUCCUGUUCAUGUUACACACACAGCUGAGAGUCAUCGAAUCUCUUCAGUCUCUCAGCCUCAGAGCAAAAUAUUGCAGAAUCUAGAAUGAUAGAGGGCCUACAGUCAGCAGAUAUGCCAAAUACAGUUCUCAUUCCUAAAUUAAGUCCUAUGAGUGUUGAGAAUAAGGAAAUGACUAUCAGUAUUUUGGGUUAUUGAACUAUGUUAGAAAAAACUGCAUAUGAUUGCUGCUUCACUCCAAGAUUUUAUUACAGUGAAAUCUCACUCCUGCUAGGCUUCUUGAUAAUGGUGUUCUGAGGUACCAAGACAUAAUGAAACACACCUGACGAAGAUAAACUGGGAAGAAAGGUUGGUUCUCUAAAGAAAGCAAGCAGUUGGGUGAGAGAAAUUACUCUAGUGAAAUAAGAUUAGAUCACCUUUAGCCAAAUGGUGAUUGAACCUCAAAAUGUCCAGUUCUAUUGCCACACUUUCCAUAUAUUAGAGCUUGGAUUUGAGCAAAUUGAAUACUUUCACCUUAGAUACAAGUAAAAAAAUGAGAUUUUAUUUCAACAUACUUGAGUCUUUGCAAGAGCUCUUCAUAAAAGAACGUUAUGGACACCUGUGAUUGUUCCCAAUCUAUUCAUGAUUUUUUAUUGAUAGUUAUUUUUAUUCCUUUCUUGGAAAUGUUAAUACCAAAGUUGCCUGAAUAUUUGAGUGUUUUUCUUAAUUUGAAGUAUAAAAAGUAUACAGAAUAAAUCCAAAGGUGUUAAAAGGUUCUGUUUAUCAGUAUGUGUGAUGAUGUCAUUAUGUCCAGAGAGGUUCAAGAAAUCCGUUCGGGGGGAAAAAAAAGUUUUAUGUUUACAUUUCAUGUGCUAUUUGAGUUCUUAAGAUUCCAAUUAGCUUACUUUUUUUUUUUCUUUGUCUCUGGCUGAUUCCUGCUUUGUUGAUAAAUAAUAAUAGCCCUGAAAUGUUUCUAACAUUCAAAUAAGAAAAAAUCAGAUCAAAGUCAGCCUGAUGAUAAAGUGAUGACAUGGCACUUUCAGUCUCUACGUAACUUGUAUGGAAAGAAAAUGCAGUUAGCUCUAGUUAUUGCAUUUGCUGUCUAGCAUUCUAUUCAUGGAAGAAUACUGUCAAUAAUCAUAAAGAGUUCUUAAAGUCAUGCAAAAUGCAGCAGGAUAUGUUUUUAAUGAAGAUAUUGUUGUCCCCAGAGUCAAUUUAAGUUUCUCUUGGUAAAAUGAAAUUAUACCAUUCUCAAAUUACCUAAUAGUAAUUAACACUGGUUCACACUGUGGCCACAUUUUAGUUCUUCAGUCAUAAUCCAGAAGAGUCCUCUGGUUUGCCUCUAUGUGCCUACUCUCCCCUAGGGGGCGCCCAGUAAAUGCUGAGGAGGCCUGUCCUCUUGCCCACUCCAUGCCUUUGGAACUCUUCUAAUAUAUACUCAGAGGGAGCAUACCAGGUGCUGGCUUUCAUGGAGAAAAUUAUAUUAAAGAACAUAAAACAUCAUAAGGAACUGUUGGUAAGAUCUGCAGACACCCAAAAGAGAACCAUAGUACUUCCAGGUAUUUCGAACUUGGGUUCGACCUGAAGCCUUUGAAAAGAACACAUUACUAAAUGGCCACAAGCUAAGACCUCAUCAGAUCAAAGAAAUAAAAAAUCUCUAGCCAGAUCGCAUAUUGUAUUGUGUCUCCAAAAUACUGGCAUUCUCAAGAUUGUGCAGGAAAUGAUGGGAGGGACCUGUUAGCCUAAAAUCUGUGUUGUUUAUCUCAUUCACUCACAUUCCUUUCAGCCUCCUGGAACUCCUGAUAAAAGGACGCCAAAAUAUUGUCACUUUUUUGCUGUCAAUUUCCCAUAGCCUUUGAAUCAGUUGUACCCCACUUCCUUUUCUGCCUGAUGCCAUUUUUCUUAAAAAGUGUUGUGUCCACAUAAGCCUGUUUCCCUGAACACAGGUCCAUGAAAGGUUGGCUUCCUAUGUAUUCUGCAUGGCCUGGAUACCAGGAACAACAGCUGUGGGUAUGAUUUCUAUGUUAAGUGGGGGGAAAAAGAAAUUUUAUAGAGAUAAUUUUGGGGAGUCUACAGUAAUAUUUUAAACUGUCAUUGUAAAACUGCCCUUUAAAAAUGAGAGUUUUUUCAAGAUUAGUUGCCAAAGAGAAAUUAGCUCUGUAAUAGGAACAGUAAUGUGAUGAUUCUGGAACUUUAACUUAGAGCUUCAUUAAUUUAAACAUGGAACAUACCGUCCAAGUUUGAUUCCCAAAAGCUUUAUAAUGCUGCUAGCUCAUGACUCCCAUCAGCUCUUUGUUUGCCCACAUUAUCAGUGACCUCAGUAGCCAUUUGUUGUCAUGCAAGGGGGAGGUGGUUAGUUUUGGGAUUUGAUUUUUUUUCAGCUUGCAGUGAGAAAUAGGGUAGGUGACAAAACCUUUCUUUUUUUGUAAGACAAUUCAGUGCUUGGGCAUCUGUCAGAAGUGGAAUGGUGUACUGUUAGCCAAUUAGAAUUAUUUUAUGUACUGUUGUUGUGCUGAUUUUUAUAUGAAAAUAUAAUUAUUCAUUGUUGUUCUCUGGACACAAUUGUUAUUAUGAGGAUCAUUUUACUUUGGAAACACUUUCAUAAUAAAGAUAAGCAUUAAGA
Molecule: messenger RNA, 6768 nt
Organism: Eptesicus fuscus (big brown bat)
Lineage: Eukaryota; Metazoa; Chordata; Mammalia; Chiroptera; Vespertilionidae
Gene: CERS6
Product: ceramide synthase 6
Exons: 11
Coding region: 158-1339 (393 amino acids)
Biological process (GO): ceramide biosynthetic process
Cellular component (GO): membrane
Molecular function (GO): sphingosine N-acyltransferase activity; DNA binding
Source: RefSeq, a predicted model, not a curated record